AUGGAUACGCUCUCAUGGAUGUUUCUGGCUUUUGCCAUUUUCAUGAUCUCAAGAGCGCUAUUCGCAGACCGCUCACCCAUCCCCGAGACCUCGGGCAAGGUCUACAAAGUCGCCAGCGCCGGCGAGCUGGACGCCCUCCUCUCCUCAACCACCAACGUGGUUGUCGACUUUUACGCGGACUGGUGCCCGCCGUGCCGCGCCAUUGCGCCCGUCUUCUCCGGCCUGGCCGACAAGCACGCCGUGGAGGGACGACUCGCCUUCGCCAAGGUCAAUGUCGACCAUGUCAACAAUGUCGCCGGCCGCUACGGCGUCACCGCCAUGCCGACCUUUAUGUUCUUCCAGAAUGGGAAGCCCACCGGUGUGGCCGCCAAGGGGGUCACGCCUCGCCAGUCUGUAGUUUUCACCGAGGAUGGUCGGGUCGACAAGAUUCGCGGCGCGGACCGGGCGGCUCUGCAAGCUGUGGUGCAGGCGCUGGCUGGUGAGGGAGAGGGCGCGUCUGUGGGGUCGGAGUCGAGCGGCGGCAUCAAGAAGGAGUGA
Messenger RNA from Colletotrichum orchidophilum, 537 nucleotides. RefSeq names its product thioredoxin. The coding region runs from base 1 to 537 and encodes 178 amino acids. The record is from RefSeq and is a predicted model, not a curated record. NCBI's taxonomy places the organism in Eukaryota, Fungi, Ascomycota, Sordariomycetes, Glomerellales, Glomerellaceae. The transcript has 2 exons.